ACUCUGGUGGCAGAGUGCCUGCAGCUGCUGAAACCUCUUGAGCUGAACCCCCCCUCCACGCCGCUGAGACUCCCAGUUCAACAUGUCCAGGAAGGUUGUGAGGUCCAGCAAGUUCCGCCACGUCUUCGGUCAGGCCGUGAAGGCCGACCAGUGCUACGAUGACAUCCGCAUCUCCCAGAUGACCUGGGACAGCAACUUCUGCUCCGUUAACCCCAAGUUCGUGGCCAUGAUCGUGGACGCCAGCGGUGGAGGGGCCUUCAUGGUUCUGCCCCUGACCAAGACCGGACGUAUUGACAUGUCCUACCCCACCGUCUGCGGCCACACAGGUCCAGUCCUGGACAUUGAGUUCUGCCCCCACAACGACAACAUCAUUGCCAGUGGUUCUGAGGACUGCAGCGUCAUGAUCUGGGAGAUCCCGGACGGCGGGCUGACCUCGUCGCUGACAGAACCUGUUGUCAAACUGGACGGACACUCGAAACGAGUCGGCAUCCUGAGCUGGCACCCCACCGCCCACAACGUGCUGAUGAGCGCAGGCUGCGACAACGUGCUGAUCCUGUGGAACGUGGCUCGGGGGGAGGCGGUGAUGAGGUUUGACAGCGAGCACACAGACCUCAUCUACAGCGCCUGCUGGAACCAGGAUGGGUCCAGGAUCCUCACCUCCUGUAAGGACAAGACCCUGCGGGUGCUAGACCCUCGCAAGGGCACCGUCCUCUUAGAGAAGGAGAAACCUCACGAGGGCUCCAGGCCCGUCCGGGCCGUGUUCGUGUCCGACGGGAAGAUCCUGAGCACCGGCUUCAGUCGCAUGAGCGAGCGGCAGGUGGCGCUGUGGGAUCCGAGCAACUUUUCGGAGCCUCUGACCCUGCAGGAGCUGGACACCAGCAGCGGCGUCCUCCUGCCGUUUUUUGACCCAGACACCGGGAUCGUCUACCUCUGUGGCAAGGGCGACAGCAGCAUCCGUUACUUCGAAGUGACAGACGAAGCUCCGUACGUCCACUACCUGUCCAUGUACAGCAGCAAGGAGAGCCAGAAGGGCAUGGGCUACAUGCCCAAGAGGGGCCUGGAGGUCAACAAAUGUGAAAUCGCCAGGUUCUACAAACUCCACGAGAGGAAGUGUGAGCCCAUAGUGAUGACGGUGCCGCGCAAGUCGGACCUGUUCCAGGAGGAUCUGUACCCGGACACCAUCGGUCCUGAGCCCUCGGUUGAGGCGGACGAGUGGUUCGGUGGGAAGGAAGCGCCGCCGGUUCUGAUUUCCCUGAAGGACGGGUUCACGGCCACCACCAAAGCCAAAGAGUUCAAAGUUCACAAGAGUCUCCUGAAGACCACGACGGCUUCUGCCGGGAGUCAUCCGAGCAGCAGCGAGGACGUCCAGUCUUUGAAGAAGGAGCUGAAGGGCCUGAAAGCAGCCGUAGAGGAGCUGACCAAGCGCGUGAAAGAGCUGGAGAGCAAACAUUGAAGGAUAAACGUUUGGCUGUAAACAAAUAAACAACAAUAAAACCCGAGCAGUGGUCUGCGGAGCCAAA
This is a messenger RNA of Nematolebias whitei (Rio pearlfish), 1520 nucleotides long. RefSeq names its product coronin, actin binding protein, 1A (gene coro1a). The coding region runs from base 83 to 1453 and encodes 456 amino acids. The transcript has 11 exons. Gene Ontology annotation, biological process: cell migration; actin filament organization. Gene Ontology annotation, molecular function: actin filament binding. NCBI's taxonomy places the organism in Eukaryota, Metazoa, Chordata, Actinopteri, Cyprinodontiformes, Rivulidae. The record is from RefSeq and is a predicted model, not a curated record.